Acanthochromis polyacanthus (spiny chromis) is the source of this 5677-nucleotide messenger RNA. It is a transcript of the gene mybl2b, whose product is annotated as v-myb avian myeloblastosis viral oncogene homolog-like 2b. Gene Ontology annotation, cellular component: nucleus. Gene Ontology annotation, molecular function: RNA polymerase II cis-regulatory region sequence-specific DNA binding; DNA-binding transcription factor activity, RNA polymerase II-specific. NCBI's taxonomy places the organism in Eukaryota, Metazoa, Chordata, Actinopteri, Pomacentridae. Bases 2926 to 4836 code for a protein of 636 amino acids. The record is from RefSeq and is a predicted model, not a curated record. Gene Ontology annotation, biological process: regulation of DNA-templated transcription. The transcript has 15 exons.
UUUUUUGAAAGAAAACUCUGAGAAUCUUUACGUUUUUCAGGGAGAAACUUCAACUCGUGAAUGUUGGGAUUUUGGACUCCAUGUUUGCUCCUGAAUGCUGCCCUCCAUGUUGAGUCUGGGGCUGUUGCUCUCUGAUUUGAUCAAAGACACAUCCCAUGACAUUUGUGAGGCUGUGAGAUCACUGUACGAUUGAUCAAAACAAGCAGUCUUCUGCUGCUUUUGAAGAAGCAUUUGGGGAGUUGAGGACAUUCCCUGCAAAGGUACCACUAGGUGACAAUUGACAGCCUUCUGAGUGUUCAAACUAUUCAGUGAAAACCCCUGACUGGGAGAAAUGGGGUCUGAUGACAGGCAGAGAGGAGCACAGAUGGACACUCUGGAGUCAGAUCCAUCAGCUACUGUAUCAUUUGACACUCUUGAUAUGGACAGUUGUUCCAAUGACAAAGCAGACAGCAAACUCUGUUCCCCAAAAAACUUUCUGUCAAGCUCCGAUGGAGAUGAGCACUCAAAGCUUUUCGUAUCUAGAAGGUAAAAUGUGAGGCACUGCUUAGAAUUGAUUUGUCUGAGCAGGUAUGAAUGAAUCUUUUUCAGAAUACGACCAGUUUUCUUACCUUUAAUAACAAAGGCUUUCUCCAUUGUUUCCAUUGUCCAUCACUGUCAGCUGAGCUGCUGGUGGGUUUUAAACUGUUGGAGCUGCUUGUUAAUUGACACAGCUGGAGUCUGAGCAGGUAAUCAGCCCUGAAGAGGAACAGGCACCUUUUUAGUCAGGAUUACUUCAGAGAAAAAGAGUUACUUUUAAAUUUUAUUGUCAGUUUUCAAACUACUUCCUUCGAGGCAAAUAAACAAAAAUGGGGGUUGCAAUAGUGACUUUCAAAAAGAAUUAUUUUUGACAAUUAAUCCCUUAAUCAGACUUUAAAUAAUAGAAAAAUACCUAUCACGAUCUCCCACAGCCCAAGGUUUCAGCCCAAAUAUACUCAACUUGUGUAGAAUCAAAGGGAAGCUUGAAGCAGAGAAUACUUAAUGUUUUUGAAUGAUAAUUGCAUAAAUUAUUGACCAGUCAUCAAACAGCUGCAGAAUAAUUCUGUUGAUUAAGUGACCAAUUAAUAUCAACUAUGCUAAGAUUAUAUAUUUUUAAUUGUAGUGUCAUACUUUUUGCUUUUUUCCUGCUUUUUAGGCACUGCAUUUCUUACGUUUGUCAUUUUAUUUUGUCUGAGUAAUAUCUGGCCCAAGAAUUUUCCCCAGGAUUAACCCUUAGAUGCAUGAGUGAUUGGACCCUACACUCUUCAAUAAGUGGGUCAAAAUGAUCCAUAUAGGAAUCAAUGCGUUUUUAUGCCAUUUUUGUCAUUUUGGUUAAGAAUAAUCAUUUGUAUUAUAUUUUUGUCCACACAAGAAUGAUUUUAUGUUUGAAAUAAGUUUAUUUUUCACUUCAUGACAGAUUUUGAAUGUUUUGAUGAUUGAAAAAGAAGAGUAGUACACAGAACAGCAAUAGAAGAAUGUCAACAUCCAUUUUGUUGACAUUUUUCCACUCGUUUCCUCCAACUGUUGCUGCUCUCCGUCCAUCUAAGUUUGUGGACUUCAUCACCUCUUGUAUGAUAUUAUCAGUGAUAAAGAGCUUUGGGUAGUAAAACAAACAUUACAAUUUCUCUAAAAGUAUAAAAGGUAACUUAAAAAUUUAAUUGAAUGCUAUCAAAAACAUGUUUUUGUUAGGAAUAGCUGGAAUAUGAAAUGAUAAAAACUUUUCAUUACAAAUAUAUUGCAGGAAAACAACCUCAUCGGGUCAUUUUUGACCCACUCAUGCAUCUAAGGGUUAAUAAAGUGUCAUCUUCUAUAAGGACAAGCUGCAUGAUUUAUGUGGUCAUUCUAUUGUAGAAAGAAAUGUUUCGUACUUAUCAAUGUGAACAUUUUGAACUAAAUGUUUAUUUUUAACCGCUUGCUCAUAGACUAUACAAUUAUCAGUUAUGAAAGUUGGACAGAAACUUGGGUUGUGUCUGAAAUCAGUCACUACACACUUAACUUGAUUUAAGUAAUGUAGCUUACUUAUAUCUAAUCACUUUUAAAGGGUGCCUAAAAGGAAGAAACUUCUGAUGUUAUGUAUUUUUUUCUUAGAGCAAUAUCUGACACAAGCGUUUCUUUUGGGAUGAAUGAAGUUUUGUUUAAUUUUAAAGCUAUUGCACAAAAUAAAUAAAAUAGAACAGCUGAGGGGGCACUCUUUUCAGAUUUGGUUGAUUUUCUAUAGAAUGAACCAGAGGUGUUUAUUCAUGAUAAUUUACAUGAUUUAAUGGGUCACACUAUUGCAGAAAUAUAUUUCCCACUUUUAGACUUUAUAUAAUUACUCAGUAGGAAGGUUGGAAUAAAGCUAGUGUCUGAAAUCAUUCAAUACAAAAUUAUUUUAUGUCACAAAUGUAUCAUACUUAUAGUCUAUUGCUUUUCUUCUUUUUAGGCACUGCAUUUCUUAUGUCAUUUUGAUUUUCUGAACAAUAUGUGGCACAAGAAUUUUCUUUGGGAUUAAUAAAGUUUGAUUUUACUUUAUUUUAUCUUCAAUAAAUGUGUGCUACUUUUGAGUGUGAACAUUUUAACCAGAACAAACCCUUUAUUAAAUGUUUUAUUUAUGUUGGAAUAAACUUGGUUGUCCUGACUUCCUACGCGCACAUCUACUGCGCACUGACGUCACUAUCCUGCUCCUACGACAGAGAAGGGCGCGAGAUAGAAACCGAGGAGCGCGGACUCUCCGGCCGCUCCGCAGCAGCUGCUCUCAUGCUGUAAACCAGCUCAACACAGCCGCGCCGAGCCUCCAUCUCCACCUAAGUCCGCAGGAAAGGCACUGAAAACGCCGAAUACAACGAUAUCACACCGAAUAUUGUCGCACAUGACGAGCAGCGGCGGCAGGAAAACUCACCGUCUGAGCAUAAACAACAGAAACAGAGGGAAAUGUCGUGGUGGCCGCGCGGUGAGGAUGGAGAGGAGGUCCUGCAUCAAGACACUGAUUCUGAUGUGGCAGAGCAGAGGGACGGUGGGAAACUGAAAGUGAAGUGGACACAAGAAGAGGACGACUUGCUCAAGGCACUGGUUCAAAAACUUGGACCCAAUGACUGGAAGUACAUAGCCAGCAACAUACCAAAUCACACUGAACACCAGUGUCAGCACCGAUGGUUUAAGGUUUUGGAUCCAGAAUUGGUUAAAGGUCCCUGGACCAAAGAGGAGGAUGAGAAGGUCAUAGAACUUGUGAACCUCUACGGCAACAAACAGUGGGCCAUGGUAGCCAAGCAUCUCAAAGGCAGACUGGGGAAGCAGUGCAGAGAGCGCUGGCACAACCACCUCAAUCCCAACGUUAAGAAGUCAUCGUGGACAGCCGAGGAGGACCUCAUCAUCUACAAGGCUCACUGCCUGCUUGGAAACCGCUGGGCCGAGAUUGCAAAGCUGCUCCCCGGAAGGACGGACAACGCAGUGAAGAAUCACUGGAAUUCAACCAUCAAACGCAAGUUAGAGAUGGGCUUCUACACCCGGGAGGUCUUUAGGCCAAAUGAACUCGAGGAGCUCUUGGCUCGUGUUAAUAAAGACCUGCAGAUGUCCACCUGCUCUCAAGACGGUUUAGAUAAGGAUGUAGAGCAGAAACCCCAUCCUUCGCAGUUGCAGGAAGUCUUGGUUUCUGCUAAAGCUGGUCCCACUGAAGCUGGGCCGUCAAAGGCUGUCUCCUCUCCAAAGGACAGUUUAAGCCCCAAGACUGAACCGGACACCUCAGGAGAAGUCAGCUGCACCAACUGGGUGGUGGACAGCUCUGGUUUUCUCUCUCCUACUGGCCCAGUGCUGAAGGAAGUGCUGGAUAUGGUGGAUGGGGACUUCGAUGGCUGGUGCAACCUUGCAGCCUUCGACCUGCCAGAGGACAGUCCCAGCCCAGAACGUCACCAGUUUCGUCUGGAGGGCAGCGCCUUGCAAGAGCUGAGUAAAGGCAGCAAAGGGGAACUCAUCCCCAUCUCUCCAGGAGGGGUCACGCCUCCCUCCAUACUAAACCGCAGAAGCCGGAGACGCAUCGCCUUGUCUCCAGACGGCAAUAACUCCAUGACACCGAAGAGCACGCCUGUCAAAAUCUUGCCCUUUUCUCCGUCUCAGUUCCUCAACAUGUGGACCAAACAGGACACUCAUGACCUGGAGAACCCGUCCCUCACUUCCACGCCAGUAUGCAGCCAGAAAGCCAUUGUUACUACGCCGCUACAGCGGGACAAGACCCCCCUCACUCAGAAGGAAAACUCUGUAUUUGUUACACCCAACCACAAGUCCGAGCUCUGUACGUCCCCACGAACUCCAACGCCGUUCAAGAACGCCAUGGAGAAGUACGGUCCUCUGCAGCCUCUGCCUCAGACUCCGAAUCUUGAAGAUGACAUAAACGAGGUCAUCCUAAGAGACGCAGGGAUCAACUUGGUCGUUGCACGUUCAACACCACCUGAGCAAAGGCGCAAAACCAUGCAUCGUCCUCCUAUGAAGAAAGUGCGGAAAUCACUGGCCCUGGAUGUCAUGGACUGCCAAGUGAUGCCUGCAUCUAAACGCAAAUCUUUCAAAAGUGAAGCCAAGCACACCAUCAAGGAAGAACCUGCGAUACUCUCAGUCAGUUCCUCUUCGUUUUGCAGUAAGCGGCAUGAAAAUAUUUUGGAUCAGGGCUUUCUUUUGGGACCCAGUGACAGUGCGAUAUUUUCCAGCACAGCUCCUCCAGUUCCAAUGUCAAAAGAAUGGGAGACGGUUGUUUGUGGACAAACUAAAGACCAGCUUAUAAUGACAGAGAAAGCAAGACGCUACCUUCGCUCACUGAAGUCCCACGCUCCCAACCGGGCUCUCAUUUUGUCCUGAGAUGUCUCACCCUUACGCCAACAUGUUACACAUACAGAACUUAAUGUUGCUGUUUUUCCCCUACAUUUUUUACUGGUGUAAUCUGAGGUGAAGAAAAGGACAUGCCAUGUGUCGGGGUCAGUACAGUGUCUGACCAAGUAACUAGCAAUCAAACCAUCGACAGAAUAUAGCUCUGCCACUCAUUCCAGAAAGAAUGGUGCUUUUAGAUUUAGACUCACUCUGACAAGCUUCAGUGACAUUUCACUGAUUUAUAGGUGUUUCAAUGUGUUUGAACAAUGAAUGUAAAAAAGAAAAAUCAACGUUAGAUACCUUUGCUCUCACUGAAAAUACAUAUUUUUUCAUUACAUAAUGUAUCUGUAAUUUAACAGUGUUUUAAAAUUGUGAACUGUACAAACACUCAGGUUGCACCGCCAUAAUUUCUCACUUAUCUUAAUAUGAAGUAGUCUGAUCAGUAAUAUGCUGAGAGCUAAUUGUCUUAUUGUAGUAUCUGUUUAGCAUGUGAAUAGAAUUACAGUAUACAUCUCGGUACACAUUUGAAGUUAGGUUCCUGCACAGGAGAAUUAGGCAUUCACUGAAAAUACAGUAGUGACAAACAUCAAUAAUUCAUCAAGAUGACUUAAUACUUAAGAUCCAAAAAAUGGUGAUUGGAGCUGGGAAGUUGUUUUAUUCUGCAGUGGCCUUGUAGCUGAGAAUUUGUGGAUGCGUGAAAUCAACACUGACUUUUGAUGACAGGGGUAUUGUGUUAUUUGGCACUGUUUGUAAAUAUUUUAUGUUGUAUGUUUUUACUUUAGCAUACAACAUUUUUUCAUGGAAAUGAAUAAAUCUUAAAAUAGCUAAUGCA